CCACUGGUAACAGCGGAGCGCUGCACGCGCGCUGCGUAAAACCAGCAGAGACGCGCGGAGCCACGUCCCAGGUUUCAAGCAUGAACAUCUGAGUUUAUAUUUACACUGGAAGCUCUGAUAAUGCGGUAAUGCCAUGAAGAUGGAGGAAGUCUUUAACGCCUCAGACUGUAGCGGCGCGAACGUCUCCGCAAACUGCAGCGACGGCUUCAACAAGUUCGUCCAGCCGCUUUGGCAGAUCGCGCUGUGGGCCGUGGCUUAUUUGGGCAUCGUGCUGGUGUCUGUGGUCGGAAACGUGGUGGUCAUUUGGAUUAUUCUGGCGCAUAAACGCAUGAGGACUGUCACCAAUUACUUUCUGGUGAACCUUGCCUUUGCUGAAGCUGCCAUGUCAGCAUUCAACACAGUGAUCAACUUUGCCUAUGCCGUUCACAAUGAGUGGUACUUUGGAUUGAUUUACUGCCAUUUCCACAACUUCUUCCCCAUUGCCGCCAUAUUUGCAAGCAUUUACUCCAUGACGGCCAUAGCUCUGGACAGAUACAUGGCUAUAAUCCACCCUCUGAAGCAGAGGCUGUCUUCCACUCAGACUCGGAUGGUGAUUGGUGUGAUUUGGGUGCUGGCUCUGCUCCUAGCCUUUCCUCAGUAUCUCUACUCUUCGACAGCAGUGCUGCCCGGACGCACGGUCUGCUUCAUAGACUGGCCAGAAUACAACUCUGUUGACUUCAGAAAGAUCUACUAUGUGUGUGUGACGGUGCUGAUCUAUUUCCUGCCCUUGUGCAUUAUGGGAUGGGCGUAUAUGACGGUGGCGGUCACACUCUGGGCGAGCGAGAUUCCCGGAGAUUCCUCCGAACACUACGCGGAGCAACUCACGGCCAAGCGCAAGGUGGUGAAGAUGAUGAUCGUGGUUGUGUGCACCUUUGCCGUUUGCUGGCUGCCCUACCACGUCUACUUCCUGCUGCACCAGUUUUUCCCUGAACUUUUUGAGGAGCGCUACAUCCAGCAGGUCUACCUAACCAUCAUGUGGCUGGCCAUGAGCUCCACUAUGUACAACCCCAUCAUCUACUACUGUCUAAACAGCAGGUUCAGAGCAGGCUUUCAGCAGGUAUUUUGUUGCUGUGCUCCUACUGUCAACAAAGAGGAAUUGUUGGAGCUUAAAUCCCCUCGUUACCUGCAAACCCAGGUCAGCAUAUACCGUGCAAGCCGAAUGGAGACGGUUGUUUCAACUGCAGCAACCGAGGCGACAGCUGUUGAUGCGGACUUUCAUUCUCAUGUGGAUGUCACAACGAACGGCUCAGCUUCUGACACUCUGCCCAAAACCUCUCAUGUUUCCACAAACCGGGACAACGUGUGGAGAUGUUCCAAUUUGUCACAGGAGAAAGCCGGUACUUAGAGACCUAUGUAAAAUACAUGGCUGUAAUAUGUUCAUCCCUGAUUAAUCUCAUGAAACAAUAUGGUUGUGUAUGAGACCUGAGAGAUAUUUUAUACACGCAUCUGCUGUGUCAUUCAUCAUUAAUCAACUCCACAGCUUAGCGUCUUUAUCCCUUUUGUUCAUGAGCAGAGAGGGACCCUUAUUAUUUGCUUGGCAACAGUAUAAAGUCAACUUGUUUAAAGACGGGGUUGGUGUACUGCCUACAGACUACCCACGGGUACAGAGCCAGCACCUGUUGGACAAGUUUAGCCCCUUGUUUUGACAAUGUGUGGAACAGGGUUCAGUUUGCAGCAGCCAGGUCACGGGCUCAGCUAAAUAUAGAAGUUCACAGAUGGGAAAAGGGACAUAGCAUGACAGAGACUUUGGUGAAACAAUGAAUGUAAAAGGGAGAAGUUCCAUCUGUUAGGACCAGGGUUAUUAAAGUUUAAUGCUACAGACAUAGAAGGAAAUGUCAAUGUUACAGGUUAACAUGCAAAUGUUUGUAUUUUGUGUUUGUAUCCAGCCUUUUGAUUGACUGCUGAUCUAUUUAGAGUCUAUCCAAUCUCUUGCCAAGGAUAUUUUUAAAUUGGCCCAGUGGCAGAGCAUGUAAGCGGAGUGGAAGAAAUAUGGUGGAGCGCAGAGCUCCGCUACAGUUCGUUACGAUGAGCUCACGUCAAUUAAAAAUGUUGAAGUGUAUCAUUUGUAAAAUAAGAUUUAGUUGAUGUAAGUUUGAUUUUUUUCAACAUGUUUUUUUAAUUGUAAAACACUUGCAGUUCAACUAUUUUUUUUUUUCCUUAAAAAAUAUGUGUUGCACAAGCCGUGCAAUUGUGUGAUAAAAACUGGGAUAAAAUAUCAUAAAAACAUACUCUAAUUAUACUUAACAAUACAGAGUGAGUUUGCAUAAAGUGAUUGUUGUGGUAAGAGCUUGUUUUUGAAAAUGGAUCACAUACAUGCAUUAUACGCUAUUAUCUCAUUUCCAAUGUGCUGCAAAGUGACCUUUUUUAAUGUUAUCUAGUAAAAUAAAGUAAUAAUUAAAUACGAAAAGCGGGGCAACAUGAAUGGAGCGAGGUGUUACGUUCACAGCUGGGAAACAGUGCGAUCAUUUAAUAGCAAGUUAAAUAAUUUCAAUUCAGUUUAUUUCUAUAGCGCCAAUUCACAACACAAGUCAUCUCAAGGCACUUUACAGUUCAACCAGAUCAUCCAGUCACAAUGAUUCACAGUUUUCUAUCUAA
Molecule: messenger RNA, 2634 nt
Organism: Cyprinodon tularosa
Lineage: Eukaryota; Metazoa; Chordata; Actinopteri; Cyprinodontiformes; Cyprinodontidae
Product: substance-P receptor-like
Exons: 7
Coding region: 134-1384 (416 amino acids)
Biological process (GO): G protein-coupled receptor signaling pathway; positive regulation of flagellated sperm motility
Cellular component (GO): plasma membrane; sperm midpiece
Molecular function (GO): substance P receptor activity
Source: RefSeq, a predicted model, not a curated record